AUUCACUAUAUCUGGUCUCCCUCAGUACACAGAACAUGGAACUGCAAUUAUUUUAGUAAAAAUAAACUACUAAAUACCUUUUCUCACCAGCAGUUAGAGCAGCCUUAGCACUGCUUACAGCUUAUUGGAGUUUUCAUUUUGCUCUAGGAGGAUGCAGAACCCCUGCCCUCUGUCUGGACAGUGCUGUUUGGGCCCUGUGCUGAUCACAUGCGCUCUCCCAAGAAAAAAAAAAGCCUCUCUAGAAAUACACCCCAAAUUGAGCAUAUGUAGAGUGAAUGCACACGAUAAGUCUUAUCAGGAGGUAAGAGGGGGACACUGGAAGAACGGGAGGAUCAGAGAAGCCAGGAUCAAACAGCCUUUUUACAAAAUGCAGAGGAUUAACCCCUUAGGUUCCACAGUGAUUACAACAAGCCUGCUUUACUGCAUAUAUAGCCUGAUUUUACUGUUGUGGGUUUAG
This is a messenger RNA of Staurois parvus, 457 nucleotides long. Lineage: Eukaryota; Metazoa; Chordata; Amphibia; Anura; Ranidae. The record is from the annotation of a GenBank genome assembly.